Mandrillus leucophaeus (drill) is the source of this 1656-nucleotide messenger RNA. RefSeq names its product peptidylprolyl isomerase B (cyclophilin B) (gene PPIB). Gene Ontology annotation, molecular function: peptidyl-prolyl cis-trans isomerase activity. Lineage: Eukaryota; Metazoa; Chordata; Mammalia; Primates; Cercopithecidae. Gene Ontology annotation, biological process: protein peptidyl-prolyl isomerization; protein folding. The record is from RefSeq and is a predicted model, not a curated record. The transcript has 4 exons. The coding region runs from base 216 to 1025 and encodes 269 amino acids. Gene Ontology annotation, cellular component: intracellular membrane-bounded organelle.
ACCACCCACGAGCCCGCGUCGGUGCCCGCCCCGCAGGGGGACCUACUAUCCGGCGCCGAGCCGGAGGGGGGAAACGGCGCCCGCCGCCCGCCCGGAGCCGGCGAGCAGCCCCAGUCCCCCCCCGACCCGCGCGUGGCGGCGCCGGCUCCCUAGCCGCCGCGGCCCCACCCUCUUCCGGCCUCGGCUGUCCGGGCCGCGCUUGCCACUGCCUGUGGAUGCUGCGCCUCUCUGAACGCAACAUGAAGGUGCUCCUUGCCGCCGCCCUCAUCGCGGGGUCCGUCUUCUUCCUGCUGCUGCCGGGACCUUCUGCGGCCGAUGAGAAGAAGAAGGGGCCCAAAGUCACCGUCAAGGUGUAUUUUGACCUGCGAAUUGGAGAUGAAGAUGUAGGCCGGGUGAUCUUUGGUCUCUUCGGAAAGACUGUUCCAAAAACAGUGGAUAAUUUUGUGGCCUUAGCUACAGGAGAGAAAGGAUUUGGCUACAAAAACAGCAAAUUCCAUCGUGUAAUCAAGGACUUCAUGAUCCAGGGCGGAGACUUCACCAGGGGAGAUGGCACAGGAGGAAAGAGCAUCUAUGGUGAGCGCUUCCCCGAUGAGAACUUCAAGCUGAAGCACUACGGGCCCGGCUGGGUGAGCAUGGCCAACGCAGGUAAAGACACCAACGGCUCCCAGUUCUUCAUCACAACAGUCAAGACGGCCUGGCUAGAUGGCAAACAUGUGGUGUUUGGCAAAGUGCUAGAGGGCAUGGUGAGUUCUGGAAGCAAGGGCUACUACUGGGCUGUCCUCACUGGGGAUUCAACACAGACCCCAGGGCAGGAGCUCCAUGUGUCCAUCCCUUUCCCAAAAGAACCUAACCCACAGAUGCGGCCCAGUGCUCCUGUCCAGAAUAAACCCUGUACCUCCAUGCCUCCAACGUUCUACAUUCUUCCAGCCCCCUCAGAGCCCAGCCAGGAAACCUUGUUAAGGCUGCACAACUGCCGGAGCCUCCCUCCCCUCAUUCACCCAGGGAUGUGCUGGUCCCACUCCUGAGGUGUACAGAGUGCAGCUGAACACAAUGUCCCUGAGAAGCCACAUUUCCUGCUCACCCUCUUCCUCCUCCUUGCCCUUGGCCAAACCUGGGUCUUCAAAGGAAUACAAUUCCUGCAUCCCCUUGUCAAAUCUGCAUUCUCUCUGCUCUGGCCAGGAGUCCGUUAGAAUUUUGGUGCCUCCAGUUUUGUGUGCUGUUGAUGACUUGUGGGUCUCAGCCCUCCUGAGUCAUAUGCUGGGGUCUUUCUCCUGAGCGGUGGACCUCCUGACCCACCGUGCGCUCCCACUUCCACCUUUCUUUUCCAGGAGGUGGUGCGGAAGGUGGAGAGCACCAAGACAGACAGCCGGGAUAAACCCCUGAAGGAUGUGAUCAUCGCAGACUGCGGCAAGAUCGAGGUGGAGAAGCCCUUUGCCAUCGCCAAGGAGUAGGACCCAGGGUCCUCUUUCUUUGAGUGACCGUCUGUGCAGGCCCUGUAGUCUGCCACAGGGCCCUGAGCUGCACUGGCCCCGGUGCUGGCAUCUGGUGGAGCGGACCCAUUCCCCUCACAUUCCACAGGCCCAUGGACUCAGUUUUGUAACAGACUCCUACCAACACUGACGAAUAAAAAAAAAUGUGGGGUUUUUUUUAUAUAUA